Messenger RNA from Peronospora matthiolae, 852 nucleotides. The record is from the annotation of a GenBank genome assembly. Lineage: Eukaryota; Oomycota; Peronosporomycetes; Peronosporales; Peronosporaceae.
AUGUACCCUUCGGAUCCCAGCUUAACUUCGAGCGACCGCAGUGGUAACUCGCUCUUCUCUCGGGUUCUCGACCCCUCGUCCAAGUCUUUCAUUGACUCGAGUGACUACCGCAUGCCUCUGUAUUCGCGACAACCUCUUCAAAGCACGAACCACCGUCGUCACCUUUUGAACACUGGUAUCCCUAACCAAGGGUAUGCCAACAAACUUCCAGGGGUUGCCACUCUACUGAGACGCCGUGAUACGGCCCAAGCCAUGGACUCAGUUCCUUAUGUACCUCCUAUCAGCUACGACUGCCAACGUUCUCGACUUGAGACGGGGAUUCGUGGUGCACCCGAGUGCUGGACACCUCCACAUUUAGUUGGAAGACCCCAAACAAUCACGUCCCCUGCUUUCAAAUGGGUACCUUUGACAGCAUCGUUGACCCCAAUCCAUGACUACCGCGUCGAUGACAGGAACCGCCAUGACGACGAGUUUGUGGCGACACCUACCAGUGAUUUACAGAAGAGUCAACCGGACGACAUGGACAUGUGCUUAUUAUCGUCCGAUAUUCGGUCCCCGGAACCUGCUCGGAAAUACAGUGACUUGCAGCCUAAAAGUUCCCGUUACUUGCGUGAGAUUGACCGUCGCCGCAUUCUGAUGCGAAUUGCGCAAGGCGAGAAACAGUCGGCACUGGCGAAGGAGUAUCACGUCAGUCGCGCCGCUAUUUGCAACUUGAAUAAACAUCGGGCAGAAGUGCUUUCACGCAAUUAUGAACAUCCACUAGCAAAGCAUCCGAAGCGGAGGAUGGUGACGAAAAUGCAACCGCAAGACAUGGGGGACCACAACCAGUGGAGCGACGCUAGUAAUCGAUAG